This is a messenger RNA of Bemisia tabaci, 1378 nucleotides long. RefSeq lists its product as uncharacterized. The record is from RefSeq and is a predicted model, not a curated record. Lineage: Eukaryota; Metazoa; Arthropoda; Insecta; Hemiptera; Aleyrodidae.
ACUCUUGUAGAUUUGUGCUUUGAAGUGCGCGUUCAGUGCGCGAUUUUUGAACUGCGAUUUCGGGAAACUUUUCGAGGGUUUCCUAAAACCGCCGGGAAGUCUCGACUCGGGAAGGGUUGCGGAUUUCUUGUUGAAUUUGGAACUCAAAAUCUCCGUAAAUCUAUCGCACAAGUAUGAGGCUGUGGCUAGCCUUCAUGAUCCUCCUCUGCGCAUGCGCAAUCGUCCUUGCGGAGGACACCACUCGCACCAAGCGUCGACUGGUCCACACCUCCACUGACCUAGACCUAGCCUCCCCUGACUCCAGCUCCCAGGAGGCCGCCACCCCCCUCGACUCCACAUCAGCGGCCACCCCCAGCCCUACCCCCAGCCAAGAGACCUCUGCAGGAUCCUCCACGGCCCCGCGCCGCCGGCGAAAAGGCUCCAAAGGCUCCAACCGACGAGCCUCGAAACCGGGAGAGGAGAAGCCGAAACGGUCCCAGAACUCGAACCAGAAGAAGAAGAUAGUCUCCAACUCGAAGCUUCUGUCCAGGCUGGGCUUGGCGCGCGUGGAGCCGGGUCCGCACUACAGGAAGCGGCUGGCCGGGGGCGCGCAUGCCCAGAGACCGGAAGGCUACAAGGGCCACCAGAAGCGGAUCCUGGAGAACUUGGACUCGAGGAUGUAUGUGAUCAAGCUCCCGCCCAGUUCGUACUACUACGCCUCGCAUCAUGAUGACAAGUUCCGCGGUGCUGACCCCGGUCACAAGUCCUUCAACAAUUUGGGGAUUAAUUUCGCUUCCAAUGGCAAACCAAGCAAGGUGUACCACUACAACAUCCCGGUCAUCAACAAACUCGUCGGGAGGAAGACCAACUCCAAUUUCUACAAGUACGACGACGACAUCAACGACCCUCUGUUCCUGGGCCACGGCGCCGGAGAGAGCAGCGUCUACAACGUCAAGAACAUCGAGAACCACCAAUACCCAAGCGACUUGGGUCACUCCACCCCCGCAGCUCCCUCCAUCGCAGAUCAAGACAAGGCCAGCCACAAGAAGCACGGCCCGAAAAAGACCGUCACAUACAUGAAACCCAAGCCCACGAAACAGUUCACCAAGUACUUCCCCAGCAAUGGGAAACCUCACGCUUUCUACAUUAUCGAAAAUAGUAGCAAGCCUUACUACCACAGGCUGCUGCCGUGAGUCACUUGAUGCCUGAAAUGAGGUUCUGUCGUUCCACUGUGUAUCGACGGUUUUUACUAGAAUCCUAUUAGAUUUAUUACAAUCAGAUGCUGCCUAAUUUAUUCUCAUGCUCAGUCCUUUCAAAAGGAAACAUAGCAAUAUUCUGACUAGGGAUUUACUGCCGUACUUAGGAAGAACGCCGUAUGAACCUUCAAACGUUGCCAAAU